AUACUGGGGAGGGCAGCCAAGCCCAGCUUCUAUCAACACGGAGACGUCAACGUCGGUGGGGUCUUCUCAUUGCACAGCAAUCCAACAGAUAUAACCAUCCAAUUCGCAGCCACACCAGUGCCCCUAAAGUGUGCAAGAAUUAACUUCAGAGAAUUCCGGUUGGCUCAGACCAUGAUCUUUGCCAUUGAGGAAAUAAACAACAGAUCUGACCUUCUCCCAUUUGUAUCUCUUGGAUACAAGAUAUAUGAUUCUUGUGCUUCUACUACGUUCUCUGUACGAUCAGCCAUGGCUCUGAUGAACGGUUAUGAAGAAACACUGUCUGACACGUCAUGCUCCACACCUGCAGUAGUGCAGGCCAUCAUUGGAGAAUCUGGAUCUACUAACACUAUUGCAAUGGCUUCUGCUGUUGGAUUAUUUCAAAUUCCAGUGAUCAGUCACUUCUCAACAUGUGCAUGUCUGAGCAACAGAAAAGAAUUCCCCACAUUCUUCAGAACCAUUCCCAGUGACUAUUACCAGAGCAGAGCACUGGCUCAGCUGGUGAAGCACUUUGGCUGGACUUGGAUAGGAGCAGUGAGGAGUGACAGUGACUAUGGCAACAAUGGGAUGGCCACAUUUAUAAAAGCUGCUCAACAAGAAGGGAUCUGCAUUGAGUAUUCAGAGAAAUUUCACAGAACAGAACCAGAUAAACUACUUAAUGCUGUUGAUGUUAUCAGCAGAAAUACUGCAAAGGUAGUUGUCGCAUUUCUUUCACAACUAGACAUGAACAGCUUAUUGGAGCAGCUGAACCUGCAAAACAUUACUGGUCUCCAAAUAGUAGGCAGUGAAGGCUGGAUAACAGCAAGCAAUCUAGUGACACCUACAAGUUUCCGAAUACUGGGAGGGUCAAUUGGUUUUGCGGUAAGCAAAGCAAAAAUAAAGGGCUUGAAGGAGUUUGUGCUGAAACUUCAUCCUUCGCAAAACCCAGACAAUAGUGAUAUUGUGGACUUUUGGGAAACUGCUUUUCAAUGUUCUCUGACCAAUGGAGAAAAAAUACCUCACAUUAAUCCCUGUACUGGAUCUGAGAGCUUGAGUGAACUGGAAAACCAGUACACUGAUGUAUCAGAGUUGAGAAUCUCCAACAAUGUCUACAAAGCAGUAUACACUGUUGCUCAUUCUCUGCAUGAUGUGCUGGCAUGUACACCCCAUCAAGGAUGUCUAAGUAAUAUGAAAACAGAGCCCUCACAGGUGCUUGAAGCUCUGAAAAAAGUAAAUUUCACUUUGGGAACUGGAGAGCAUGUCUCCUUUGACAAUAAUGGAGACCCGGUAGCCAGAUAUGAGGUGGUGAACUGGCAGCUUGGUCCUGAUGAUGCAGUGAAGUUCAGAGUGGUUGGCUACUAUGAUGCUUCUUUACCAUCUGGUCAGCAGUUUGUGAUGAGUGCUAUAAGCAUGGUUUGGGCAGGUGGACAAAAAGAUAAACCCAGGUCAGUGUGCAGUGAGAGCUGUCCCCCAGGCACUCGGAAGGCUGUGCAGAGAGGAAGACCAGUCUGCUGCUAUGACUGUGUGCCCUGUGCUGAGGGUGAAAUCAGCAAUACAACAGAUUCUAAUGACUGUAUUCUCUGCGCAAAUGAAUACUGGUCUAAUAAAAAAAGAGAUCAAUGUGUUUUAAAGGUGGUUGAAUAUCUGUCUUUUAAAGAAAUUAUGGGAAUAGUACUUGCUAUUUUUUCAUUAUUUGGAGCAUGUGUAACUAUACUUGUGGCUGUGCUGUUCUUCAUAAAGAAGGAUACUCCCAUUGUGAAAGCCAACAACUCAGAGCUGAGCUUCCUGCUGCUCUUUUCAUUGAAACUGUGUUUCCUUUGCUCUCUUACCUUCAUCGGCCGGCCCUCUGAGUGGUCCUGUAUGCUGCGCCACACUGCGUUUGGGAUCACCUUUGUCCUCUGCAUUUCUUGUGUUCUGGGGAAAACAGUAGUGGUGUUAAUGGCCUUCAGGGCUACACUUCCAGGCAGUAAUGUCAUGAAGUGGUUUGGGCCACUCCAGCAGAGACUGAGUGUUCUUGCUUUCACCCUCAUUCAGGUCCUUAUUUGUGUGCUUUGGUUAAAAAUAUCCCCUCCUUACCCCAACAAGAACAUGAAGCACUACAAAGAAAAGAUCAUUCUAGAAUGUGAUGUAGGAUCAGCAGUGGGGUUCUGGGCUGUACUGGGUUAUAUUGGGCUCCUCUCUAUAUUAUGUUUUGUUUUAGCUUUUCUGGCUCGUAAGCUGCCUGACAACUUCAAUGAAGCUAAAUUCAUCACAUUCAGUAUGCUCAUAUUCUGUGCAGUCUGGAUUGCCUUUUUACCUGCUUAUGUCAGCUCACCUGGAAAGUUCACUGUAGCUGUGGAAAUAUUUGCCAUUUUAGCUUCCAGUUUUGGUUUGCUUUUCUGUAUUUUUGCACCGAAGUGUUACAUCAUUCUGUUAAAACCUGAAUUAAAUUCGAGAAAACAUAUGAUGGGCAAGGUGCCCUCAAAAUCUCUUUAA
This is a messenger RNA of Conger conger (European conger), 2490 nucleotides long. Its product is annotated as extracellular calcium-sensing receptor-like. The transcript is spliced from 6 exons. The record is from RefSeq and is a predicted model, not a curated record. Bases 172 to 2490 code for a protein of 772 amino acids. Gene Ontology annotation, biological process: G protein-coupled receptor signaling pathway. NCBI's taxonomy places the organism in Eukaryota, Metazoa, Chordata, Actinopteri, Anguilliformes, Congridae. Gene Ontology annotation, cellular component: membrane. Gene Ontology annotation, molecular function: G protein-coupled receptor activity.